Molecule: messenger RNA, 2987 nt
Organism: Nicrophorus vespilloides
Lineage: Eukaryota; Metazoa; Arthropoda; Insecta; Coleoptera; Silphidae
Product: UDP-glucuronosyltransferase 2B2-like
Exons: 9
Coding region: 75-2987 (970 amino acids)
Molecular function (GO): UDP-glycosyltransferase activity
Source: RefSeq, a predicted model, not a curated record
CCGGGGAGACCGCUCGAAUUUUGGGAAUCUUUCCAAUUCCAUCAUAUAGCCAUCAAGUGGUGUACCUUCCCAUCAUGAAGGAAUUAGCGAAGAGAGGACAUGAGUUGGUUGUAAUAACCACCGAUCCAUUAAAAGAGAACAUCAACAAUAUGAAGCAAAUAGACGUUAGUUACUCAUACGAAUUUUGGAACAACAAGCACAACGUCACGAAAAUUAUUAACGAGGAUAACAGGAAUCCACUAGCGAUGAUGGAUAAGUUUUACCAUAUGUUAACCGAUAUUAUCAUUUACCAGUUGGAACAUCCUGAAGUGCAAAGAUUAAUUAACGAUAAAAAUGAACACUUCGAUCUGUUAAUGGUCGAAUACAUGUUACCGACAUUCUUCUCUUUUAAACACCGAUUCAACUGCCCCAUGAUAGGUAUGGCAUCGUUGGAUUCACCAUACCACGGCCACACGGCAGUUGGAAAUCCUGUUCACGCCGUCCUCUAUCCUGAAUUUUCUUUUCCGUUCAAAUCUCAAAAAUUGAGUUUUUUGGAAAGGCUACAAAGUUUUUUGUUUCUGCAAUUCUCGAUGAUUUACGGCGAAUUGAAAGUAUUUCCAGAGGAGGAGCGCACGAAAGUCAAAUAUUUUGGAAACGAUUAUCCUCCACUGUCCGAUAUCAUGGCAUCAGUCGAUAUGCUCUUCAUAAACGUGAAUCACAUCUUCCACACUAUCAGACCGUUGACACCUGCCACCAUCACAAUUGGUCCCUUCACUCACAUAAAACCACCCAAAGCAUUACCAAAAGAUUUAGAAGUAUUUCUAGACGAAGCGAAAGAAGGAGUAAUUUAUUUCAGUUUGGGCUCCAACGUGAAGAGUAAAGAUAUUCCGGAGGAAACGCGCACCAUCAUUCUGAAAACGUUCGCCAAACUACCAUACAAAAUCUUAUGGAAAUUCGAGGCCGAAAAACUUCCCGGAAAACCAGACAACGUUAAAAUAGUGAAGUGGCUUCCGCAGCAGGACGUUCUAAGACACAAAAACAUUAAAUUAUUUAUCAGCCAAUGCGGAUUGCAAUCCUUAGAGGAAAGUUUGUACAAUUAUGUGCCCCUCCUAGGCUUACCUUUCUUCGCCGAUCAAAUGAACAACGGACUCAAAUUAGAAAUAAGUCGGUUAGGAAUAUCCUUGGAUUAUAAGGAAUUGACGAUGGAAAAUUUCUCCUACAGCAUCAACGAAAUGAUCAACAAUCCAAAAUACAAAAACAGAGUUAAAGAGUUGACAAAUUUGGUGAAAGACGAACCAAUGACGGGUUUGGAGAGAGCAGUCUGGUGGACGGAGUACGUCUUGAGGAACAAAGGGGCACAACAUCUGAAGGGCCCAGCCAAAGAUAUUCCCACAUAUCAGUAUUAUUACUUAGAUAUCAUUUCUUUUCUGAUAAAAUGUUUUCAACACAAUAUGGUUCCGUCCGCAUUUCUGAUUAUGUGUUUACUGAUAUUUUGGGCGGAUGCUGCUCGAAUUCUGGCUGUUUUCUCGGUGCCAUCAUACAGCCAUUAUCAAGUGUACAAUCCUAUUAUAAAUGAGCUGGUACGACGAGGACACGAUGUCGUCUCACUCACCACAUACCCGAUGAUGAACCCAGCUAAGAAUCUUCGCCAAAUCGAUUUGAGCUUCGCACAGGAUAUGUGGCACAAAGACUACCAAUUGACAAAAAUCAUCAAAGAAAACAAAUACAAUCCAUUGGCGAUGAACUAUAUGCUUACUUACAUCUUGAAUAGCAUCAUCAACGCAGAGUUGGAGAGCGCACAGGUGCAGGAAUUGAUCAAGAACGAAACGGAAGUUUUCGAUGUGCUUCUGGUGGAAUUCAUGAUGUUCUCUACGAUGGCUUUCAAGCAUCGAUUCAAAGUGCCGACCGUUGGCAUAGCAAGCAUGGAUAGCACUUAUGAUGGUCAUUUGGCAAUAGGAAAUCCAAUAAAUCCAGUUUUAUAUCCAGAGUAUUCGCUACCUCUCAAGGACCAAAAUCUCGAUUUCGUCGAAAGGUUAAUUAGCUUCAUAUACUUAGUCACCAGCGAGAUUUUAAGUCGAUUGUUACUUUAUCCCAUGGAACAAGCCACGAUUAUGAAAUAUUUUGGCGAAAAUUAUCCUUACGUUGUAGACUUGAGGAAUUCCAUAGACUUUUUGCUCAUCAACACCAACCACGUAUUUCAUAGCAUAAGACCUCUAACACCUGCGACCGUUAGCAUCGGCCCGGGUAUUCAUUUGCAACCACUCAAAGAACUACCGAAGGAUUUGAAGGACUUUUUAGAUAGUGCCAAAGAAGGAGCAAUCUACUUCAGUUUGGGAUCCAACGUUAAGAGCGAAGAUAUUCCCGAUGCAACGAAAGAGAUGAUUCUCAAGGUAUUCUCUGAACUUCCUUACAAGAUCUUGUGGAAGUACGAGCAAAAAGAUUCACUUCAACAAAUGGGAAAUCUCAGAAUUGCAAAUUGGGUGCCUCAACAAGACGUGCUCAGACACAAGAAUAUUAAAUUGUUUAUUAGUCAGUGCGGAUUGCAAUCUUUAGAGGAGGCUUUAUUUAGUCACGUGCCUGUCGUUGGAAUUCCGUAUUUUGGGGACCAAGACGCAAACGCCGUGAAACUCAAGCAGAGGGGCCUGGGAGUCGUUCUGGACCACGAAAAAUUGAGUUACGAUAAAUUCAAAGACGCAAUUAUUGAAGUAAUUAGCAACCCAAGUUAUAAGAAACGCGCUGUGGAAUUGGCUUCAUUGAUUAAAGAUGAACCAAUGACAGGGCUGGAGAGGGCCGUAUUCUGGAUCGAAUACGUUAUUAGGAACAGGGGAGCUCAACAUUUGAAAGGUCCUGGUAUCGAAAUGCCUCUGUAUAAAUAUUACUUUCUUGAUAUAUUGGCUUUGUUCGUUUCUUUAUUCGUGUUUUUAAGCUUUAUUUUUUAUCUAAGCUAUAAACUGUUAUCAUCUAUAUAUAGGAACGCAAAAUUCAUACGAAAAUAUAAAAAUAAUUAA